AUGAGGUCUUGUAUUUAUUUUGGUGUAUUACUGUCAUCAAUUUUCUUAGUUGUGAAUGCGGAUGUUUAUUUACAUUUUCCACCCGGUUCGAACAAUCGUGUCAAUGAACAAACAGCCGAUCGUGCCCAGGAAAUCAAUGCAUUUGAUUCUCAAAACAACGAUAAAGGUGGAUACAACGUUCCUGACGCAACCAACACUCCAUUUGAUACAAAUGCUUCCUUACAAUACUAUCUGAAAUUCUUUCAAAGUGGACAAAAUGGUAAAACUUAUUUACGUUUCGUUUGGACGAAUCAACAUGGCUGUGGCGGUGAUGAAGAAACAAAUCCAAACAAACAAACAUGCAAUAUUAUUCUUCAAUAUAUGUGUCAAGAUGCUGAUGUCGAUGAUAGUAACCUUGAUAAAUUUCGCAAUGGAAUUGUAACGACACCUCAACAGUACACGCCGAAACCAGCUUCGGAUCAAGCUGGCAAAUUAGCAGAUGUGAAUACAAAUCGAAGACUGCAUGAAUCGUGGAAUUAUUAUGAUCGAUGCUAUAAUCGUGAACGAAACAAGGGCCUUUUCAUUGCUGAUCAAAAAUUAAAUGGGGACACAGCUAGAUUUACCCGACAAAAUAAUGCUGGAACUAAAUAUGGUUACGAGUGUCCAGAAGAACGCGAUUAUUGGCCGUACAUUAGUCCGUGGAAUGACAUCGCUAUCCUUACUAGUAAUGAUAGCAUGUGCAAUUAUUAUCAAACAGAAAGUUUCAAUGUUAAACCACGUUAUGAAUGUAUUGAAACAAAGAAUGACGUUCGAACAUCGACAAAAUAUAAUAACGAAGCAAAUUGUACAGCUAAUGGUGGAAAAUGGCUGUUGGUCUAUUCUUAUAUAGAAAAGGCUCCAGCAUAUACAACACAGGCGACAUGUGAACGUGCUUCAUCUUCCCGUUAUCAAUACAAAUGGGCACUUCCACAUGAUACAACAACUGUGAAAGAAGAAUGUCUUGUCCUUCAUUCGCAACAAGGCCCGGUCUGUGAACAAGCAGCAUGGUCUCGCUCAAAUUAUCUCGGAUUGAAUUCUAAUGCUGAACCACUCUCAUACGAUUGGGUGCUUCCAAGUUUUCCGUCGAAUAAAGUUAAACGAUGUGUCGCACGAAUUCGAUACAACAUCUCAACAUUUGACUAUGAUAUAUACAAGAUCGAUGCAACGAGCAAUGGAGGCAAAUCGCCAAUAAAAAAUAACCCUAAAGUAACUGUCGACAAUGGUAUUGUCUUACAAAUCAACUUGAAUACCAAUCAAGCUGGAAGAACAUUCCAAGAUCGAACGCAUCUUUUUGAAAUUCUUCCAAGACCAAACGGUGUCAGCGAUAAUGAAAAUAUUUAUAACUGGAACAUGCUAGGUAAACGUGGAAAUAUUGUCCAAACUUAUCCAGCUGUUGAAUAUGACUUUACACCACGGAACCUUCAGAUCGGAAGUGCUGAUCUUGUUCAUAUACAAUGGGCUGGUUCGAACACACAUCAGAAUGGCGGUGCAUCAGAUGGUCAAACAGGCAACGAUGGACAAGGAGCUGAUGGUACGGAUCGAUCGAAUCUUGUCCAAAUUCGCGAUCGUGAUGAAAAUUACCCAUAUCCGUACGAACAGUCAACAUUUUGGAAGAAUGUCAAAGUUCGAUGGAGUCCAAUGGAAAAAUCCAAUGAUAAUAUUCGAAAAGACGACCUUGCUCUCUAUUUUGCAUCAUCCGGUUACUAUCGAUGUCAACGAUCUGCUGACUGCACUGGAAUCGACAGUCCCUAUUCAUUCGAAGCACAAACAACAAAAUUAAAUAGUCUACUAGAUAACGCUCCAGCAUCUUUUGAAGGUGCUCUUCUACAAGUCAAUCCUGGUACUUACCAUAUGAUGUGUACACGAAAUAACAAUUUUAGUAAUCGCGCUCAAAAAGGCACCUUAAUCGUUACUUAA
Adineta ricciae is the source of this 1935-nucleotide messenger RNA. The record is from the annotation of a GenBank genome assembly. Lineage: Eukaryota; Metazoa; Rotifera; Eurotatoria; Adinetida; Adinetidae.